ACGUUUUACGUAUUUGAUUAUGAUUGAAUUAAAUUAAACAUUUUUUUUCUUGCGAAGGAGUGAAGGGUUUAAACGCUCUAUAUUGUUAUUUACAAAGUAAAAAAGAAAACCUAAAAAAAACACGUGUUUAUUAAAACGUGUACACCUUGUGUGUGUGCGUGCGUGCAAGUGUGCAAUUUUUAUUUUUGUUGGACACAUGAGCUUCGUGUGCCAUCUAUCGUUUUUUCUACGCAUUAAAAAAUAUUUAAAAUUCAUCCAAAAAUUUUGAAAAGAAUUAAAAAAACAAAAAACGAACCAAACAUGCAACAACAAAUGCGUUAUGAAGCUGAAUAUUUUGACGAUAAAAAACGUCUAUUACGGGCAAUUUUUAAUGAAACAUUGACCCAAUGUAAUGAUGCAUUACAAAAACGUAACAUUACUAAAGAAAAAUUCAAAGAAAUGUCAUUAAAAUCGGAUGAUGAACGUUAUAUACGUAAUAUGUUGGAUAAUCCAAUAUCGAUCGUAUUGAUGGGUAAUCGACCAUGUGUAAAAGCUCGUAUUGUUAAUUAUAUGCUUGGUUAUGAGCUUUUACCUGUAUUCGAUGUAUAUGAUACGGAUUAUAAACAACCAAGACGUGCUGUUCGUAUACAAUAUGGUACACAAAGACGUUUAGCAUUUUGUAUAAGACAUUUUGAAUUAUUAGAAUGUUCACCAUUACAUACUGAAAGAGUUGUAUCAUUUGAAGAUUUACGUUUAGAUUUUUUACAAGAUGAACAACAAUCAUCAUUAUUAACAUCAACAAAUAAUAAUGGUGAACAAGAUGAUUUAAUAUCAUCAAAUCCAGAAUUAUCAGGUGGAUAUUCUAAUGAUAUUCGUUCGUCAUCAAUAUCAAAUGGUAUGCAAACAACAACAAAUGGUAAUGAUCGUGGUGGUAUUAAUGGUGGUAGUGGUGGUAGUAAUGCAUCAAGUGGUCUUGAUUCAGCUGGUAAUGAUCAAUCAACAAAUACACCGACAACAUUAUCAUAUAAUUCAUCUUGUUCAUUAAUUAAAUCUGCACCAACAGCAACAACAAAUAUUGGCCGUCAUAAUAAUAAUCAUCAUCAUCAUCAUCAAGUAAGAAUGGCUACACAACAAUCACGACCACAAUCGGCUAAAUUAAAUCAAACAAAAAAUACGGGUGCUGCAGCAGUAGCUGCUGCUGUUAAUCAUGUGAUACAAAAUGGUGUUGGUAAUAAUAAUGGUAAUGGAAAUGGUAAUGGUCAUCGUCAUGGACAUUCAUCAGGUUAUUCUAGUCAACAAAAUGUUAAUCUUUUAUUACAACAACGUGGACAAUCGGAUAUUGCUAACGUUGGUGUUAAUGAUAUGAAUGGAAUUAUAACACCAACGCCAACACCGCCAACAGUAACAGCAACAAAUAAACAAUCAAUAAAUUUUAAAUCAAGUUUUGUACCAUAUGAUGAUCUUGUAGAUGAUGAUUAUGAUGACGAUGAUGAUGAUGAUGAUGAUAUUGAUUUUGGUGAAGAUGAAAUGUUAAGCCAAACUGAUUAUGUUAAUGAAAUGACAACAAUGGAAAUUGUAUUACCACAUGAAUUAUUGGAAAAAAAUUUACAAAUACGUGUUGCACCUGAUGUUGAAUCAUUUGAUUUAAUAUAUCGUACAACAUUUAGCCGUACAAAUCCAAUAAUAAUAUAUUGUUUUGAACGAUCAGAUGAAAUGUUAACUGAAACUGAUUGUCGUCAUUUACAACAAUUAAGACAUCGUAUGCCAUCAACACCAAUAUUUUUUGCACAUAUUGUUGAUUUUAAUUCUGUUUAUCAUCAUCAUCCUGCUGGUGUUUAUCCAUAUAAUGCACAUCCAUCAUAUUCAUCAUAUUAUCCAUCCAAUCCAAAUGGUGCUACACAACAAGCACAUUAUCCAUCAUCAAAUAUGUAUCGUUUUACAAUGGAUCCACCUGCAAUGCCAAGUCGUAUAUCGACGAAAAUUUCAAAUGUUAAACAACAACAACAAUUACAACAACAACAACAAAUGAUUGUUGAUCAAAUGAAUGCUGAUAUUAAAUUAAUGAAUCAAAAUCAAAACAAAUCUAAUGAUGAUAAUGAUUCCUGUUCAGCUGAAUUUAUAUCAAAUAUUACGAAUCCCACAACAACAACCACAACAACAACAACAUCAAAAACAACAGUAAAAACGAAAAAAACAACACCACCUGCAAGACGUAAUACACAUUGUUUGGGUGAAAAAUUAAUGGGUUCAGUUUCAUUGAAACGUUCUGAAUCAACAUCAUCAACACAUUCAUCACCAUGUACAUUAUCAUCACCAUCACAAACAACAACAUCAUCAUCAAAUAACAGCAAUAAUAACGGAACACAAAGUAUAAGUAUGCAAAAUAUAAAUAAUAAUAAAACACAAUCAUCAUAUUUACAAGGUUCAGAAUAUAUUUGGAAACAAUUAAGAGAGAUGGGUUUUUUUCAAGAAAUGCCAUCAACAAUUGCAUUACAAGCACCAAUGGAUCGUAGACAAAAACAUCAAUCAAAUGGUUAUUAUAUAAUAAAUGAUAGUCCAUUUAAAUAUUCAAAACAAAAUCAAAAUAAUAAUCAUAAUAAUCAAAAUAAUACUGAAAAUGGAAUGGAUGUAUCAUCACGUUUCAUAUGUCAUUCAUAUGAAUUUUGUUAUUUUGUUGAUUUUUUUCGUUCAAUAUUGAAAUCAAAUUUAGUUGUUGCAGCAACAUUAUUGAAUGAAAUUCAUAAUCAAUUUAUACAAUACUAUAUAUUUACGGCAUUCGAUAUGACAUGGAAUCUAAAUUAUUGUAUACCAAAACGUUUAGAAUAUGCAAGAAAUAAAGAAGCUGAAUUAUAUAUGUCAUUAAUGGGUAUUGCUAAUCGUAAACAAGAAGAAAUUCGUCAAUUAAUUGGUGAAACAUUACAUUUUAUGCGUGAUGAUAUUUUGGAACAAGCUGCAUCAUAUCAAUUUGGUAAUCAAAUUUUCAAUACAAAUCCAAUGGUUUCAGCAUCCGAAAUUAAACAAUGUGCUGAAGAAAUACAGGAUUUUGUUUUUAUGACAUUAAAUCGUGCAAUUGCUGUUAAAUUAAUUGGUUCGGUUGAUAUUAUGCGUGAAAGUUUUAUCGGUACAUUACAACGUUGUCUUAAACAAUUAGAAGAAUAUAGACAACGACGUGAUUCAUUUGGUGUUAUACAUUUACAAAAUGGUCAUCAUGGUAAUAAUAAACAUCAUGGUGUUAUGAUUGGUGAUAAAAUGAUUAAUAAUAAUAAUAAAAUGAUAAAUGGUCAUUAUAAUAUGGCUGGUGGUAAUCAUAAUUAUAAUCAUCAUCAUCAUCAACAACAACAACAAUUACCAUAUCAUCAUCAAAGAGUUCAAGAAGAAAAAAUUGAUUUAGCAUUAUCACGUUUAUUGAAUUUAGCAUAUUCAAUUGAAAUAAAUGCUAAUAGUUGUUCAUCAAUGUUAAGAAUAUUUUGGGAAAAAAUGAAAAAUUUUUUCCUAUUAUUUAGCAUUGCAUGGAAACCAACAUGUCGUAUUGAUAUGGAAUGGAAACGUAAAGUAUCGGCUGAUUUAUUAGAUAAUUUAUCUGAAGCAAAAUUAGCUAAAUGUAUUUGUACACAAUUUCGUGAAAAAUUAAAAUUAGCACAUGAAACAUUUUUAAGUUCAUUAGCUAAUUUAGAAACAACAUUGGUUAGUCGAUUGAAAGAGAUUGAUCAUCGUCGACAACAGGUACGAAAAAAUGAUGCACCAUUAUUUGCACGGUUAGCAUUAGAAUCAACAUCAUUUAUUGAUGCAAUAUUAUAUGGUUCACCGGAAUUGGGUAAAGAAAUUGGCCGUGGUCAAUAUGGUGUUGUAUUUUCAACGAAAAAAAGUUGGGGAAAUUAUUCUAGGAUUGCUGUAAAAUCAAUAAUGAUAUGUGAUGAUAAACAUUGGAAUGAUUUAGCAAUGGAAUUUUAUUAUACAAGAUCAUUACCUGAAACUGAUCGUAUUGUACAGAUACGUGGUUCAAUUAUUGAACAUAAUUAUAAUGGUGCAUCAUCAUAUGUUUAUCUAAUUAUGGAUCGUAUGGUUCGUGAUUUAUAUGUUGGACUGAAAUCUGGUUUAGAAUGGUUACAACGUUUACAGAUUGCAUUAGAUGUUGUACAUGGUUUACGUUUCCUACAUAAUCAUGGUCUUAUACAUCGUGAUAUUAAAUUGAAAAAUGUUUUAUUAGAUAAAUAUAAUCGUGCUAAAAUUACUGAUUUGGGUUUUUGUAAAUCCGAAGUAAUGAUAUCUGGUAGUAUUGUUGGUACACCAAUACAUAUGGCACCUGAAGUUUUUACCGGUAAAUAUGAUUCAAUGGUCGAUGUUUAUGCAUUUGGUAUUUUGUUUUGGUAUAUUUGUGCUGGUUCAGUUGAAUUACCACAAAUAUUUGAACAAUGUCAUAAUAAAGAUCAUUUAUGGAUUGCUGUUAAGAAAGGUCUUCGACCAGAAAAAUUACCAAUAUUCGAUGAUGAAUGUUUUAAUCUAAUGGAACGUUGUUGGACAGGUGAUUCAUCAAAACGACCAUUAUUGGGUGAAGUUGAAGAAGUUUUAUUAGAUAUUAAAAUGCGUUAUGAACGUGAAUAUUAUACAAAUAAUCCUAUACAAAUUAAUAACAGCAAUAAUACAAAUACAAAUAAUGUUGAUAUUUUAAAUCGUCAAGAUAAUAGUAAUAAUAAUAAAAAAUCAUUACCAAAAGGAUUUUCACCAAGAAAUAAACGAUUAUCAAUGCAAGAACAACAACAACAACAAUUUAAUCGUCAACAAAUUACAAAUGUUGUUACAACAGCGACAACAAAUCCUAAUCCAAUAACGAUACCUGGAUCGAUUACACCUACAAAACAGCAACAAAUUAUAACAAGAAGAUCAUCAACACCAUCACCAACAUCAUUUCAACAACAACAACCAUCAUCAUCAUCACCAUUAUCAUUGCAGCAGCAGCAGCAACAACAAUCACCAUCAUCAUCUGCAGCAACAAAUUUAGAAUUAGCAACAAUCAUUAACAAUAAUAAUGAUGAUAAACAACAACAACAACUGAGAAAACAACCAAUUGAACAAAUUCUAAUUACUAAUAAUAAUAAUGAAAUUGCAACGGCAAUUCUUUAAAACAAUCA
Dermatophagoides pteronyssinus (European house dust mite) is the source of this 5108-nucleotide messenger RNA. RefSeq lists its product as uncharacterized. Gene Ontology annotation, biological process: cellular response to fibroblast growth factor stimulus; positive regulation of fibroblast growth factor receptor signaling pathway; negative regulation of apoptotic process. Gene Ontology annotation, cellular component: cytoplasm. Gene Ontology annotation, molecular function: protein kinase activity; ATP binding. The record is from RefSeq and is a predicted model, not a curated record. Lineage: Eukaryota; Metazoa; Arthropoda; Arachnida; Sarcoptiformes; Pyroglyphidae.